UCUCGCUAACCUAAACACAUUACCGCUCUUUGUCUGAGCUUACGUUUAUUACGUUUUUAACUAUUACUGCGGUAAUUAUAAUGAUGGUAAUCUCAUUACGACUUAGAACUGCUUAUCCUUUAUGGUUGUGAAGUGAAUUUCGUGAUCGUUAUGAUUGUUAAAUUGUUGUUAUUGUUCGCUUGUUCGAGAUGUGUUCUAACAGGCCCGCCCAAUAUCGGUGGUAUUUUUUAUGCCGAUGAUAUUGACUCAAAAAUAGCUUUGGAAGUGAGUGCGGAAAAAUUCAAUUUUACCGCUUUAACAAUAGAAGUGUCCAGGCGAGGAGCGAUCCUUGAGAUAAGUGAGAACGUGUGUCAACUGGCUGAGGAAGGUGUAAUAGGUUUCAUAGAUGGCACGGGCGGCAGGGCGACGGAGCACGCGCAAGCUAUUUGCGAUGGCUUGGAAUUGCCCCUCAUAGUGCUACAACAUAACGACCUUUAUAGCAGAAAUUGGUCGCUAAUCAAUUUAUACCCCAGCCCACUUGCCUUUAAUAUGGCGGUACAGGAGUUAGUAAAAAAAUACAACUGGAACAAUUUCACUGUAUUAUACGAAAGAGGUCACAGCAUGGUAAAAGUGCAGGAUUUGUUAAAACUAAGCAAUCCUAUAGAACUAGACGCGGUCUCCGUCAGGGAGCUUAGAGGCGACAAUUACCGAGAAGUUCUAAUAAACGCAAAACACAGUGGAUACACGAACUUUGUAGUUGAUUGUUCUUCCAACAAAUUGGAACUGGUACUACGUCAGGCGCAGCAAGUUGGUUUAAUGGCGGAUGGACACUCGUACAUCUUUCUCUCACCUGAUCUGUUUUCUUUAGACCUGACCAGAUAUAGAUAUGGAGGCGUUAAUAUGACAGGUUUCCGUCUAAUGGAUUUAGGUGAUGUUAUGUUGUACAACUACACAGCUCAGUUCAAUGAAGCGUCGGGUUAUGCGAUCGAGCCGGACAACGUUAAGACGAAGAUUGUGUUAAUUCAUGAUGCUGUAAUGGUGUUCGCUAAUGCUCUGUCAAAGGUCCGAUACCUCAGACGGCGUGAGAUCGAACCAGCGCAGCUCAAUUGUGAAUACUAUCAAUCGUGGGUAUACGGAUCGACAUUGAUUGAUUUUAUGAAGACGGAUAAGAUAAAUGGUUUGACAAGAUCGUUAAUUUUUGACGGUUUCGGACAGAGGACCGACGUGUUUUUUGAUAUUGUGGAGUUAACUCCAGCAGGCAACCAAACUAUUGGUAAAUGGGAGAACAAUAAAUUAGAAAUUUCGAGACAGUUCGUCUCUAAUGCCGAAAUAGCAGAAGAGACUAUAAUGAGAAAUAAAACGUUUAAAGUUCUUAUUUCUACGACACCACCGUAUGGUUAUGUGAAGGAGUCGCCUCUACAACUUGAAGGAAAUGAUCGUUAUGAAGGAUUUACUAUAGACCUAAUCGAUAAAAUAGCAGACAAACUCGGGUUUAGUUACGAAUUUGAAGUUGAGCCUGAUUAUGGAAGUUUUAAUCAGGAUACUAAAAAAUGGAGCGGAAUGGUUUUAAAACUGCGAGAGGAGAAAGCGGACUUCGCAAUUUGUGACUUUACAAUAACAGCAGAGAGGCAGAGUGGCAUAGACUUUUCAACUCCAUUUAUGUCUUUGGGCAUAGGAAUAUUGUAUAAAGAACCCAGCAAACAACCACCAGAGAUGUUUUCUUUUAUGGCUGUUUUCUCUAAAGAGGUAUGGUACUACAUGGUGUUGGUACAAUCAGCAUUAGGUGUUAUCAUGAUAUUUGUGGGUCGGAUCUCUCACAAAGAAUGGCAGAACCCAGUACCUUGUAUCGAACAACCUGAAGAGCUAACCAAUCAGUUCAGUUUUGCCAAUUCCGUGUGGCUUAUUAUUGGUUCCGUUAUGCAGCAAGGGUCUGAAAUAGCUCCAAUUGCAUUAGCUCCACGUAUUAUAACUAGCGCGUGGUGGUUCUUUACCAUGGUGAUAGUGGCGUCUUACGUCGGUACUCUUGUUGCCUUCCUCACGGUGGAAAAGAAUGUCCUCCCAUUUUCUAAUGUAGUGGAGCUUUAUGAGCACAAAUCUAUUUCUUAUGGUGCCAAGAGUAAAGGAUCGACAAAACAGUUUUUUAAGGAUUCCACUAAUCCCGUGUAUCAGAAAAUGUACCAAAAAAUGUAUUCGAAAGAAUGGUUGGUUCCAGAUAACGAUGUUGGUGUGGACUUGGUAGAGAAGACAAAUUACGCACUUUUCAUGGAGUCUACAUCAAUCGAGUAUACAAUUGAAAGACAUUGUGAUUUGCUACAAGUGGGUGGCCUUUUAGAUUCUAAAAGUUAUGGUAUUGGUAUGAAAAAAGGUUCACCAUACAGAUUCUUUAUAAACGACGCUUUAAUACAACUCAAAGAAACCGGAGAAAUACAAAAGUUGAAGGAUCUUUGGUGGAAAGAAAAAAGGGGCGGCGGAAAGUGCGGGAAAAAGCAAGACCAAGAACAAAAACAAUUGGGUAUGAAGAACAUGCUUGGAGCAUUCGUAGUUCUCGGAGUUGGAUGCUGCAUUGGUCUACUGAUAUCGACUUUGGACAUGCUAUGGGGAGUGUUUAAGCGGUCUGUUAAAUAUAAUACAACAUUCAAGUACGAAUUGAUAGAGGAGUUAAAAUUCGCGCUCAAAUUCAGCGGUGACAUAAAACCAGUAAAACGCCCGCAACGAGCGCUUGGAAGCGCUGAAGCGCUGGCCGAGCAAGAAGGCAAGGACGAAGUGAAGUCUCUUAAAUCAAUUCGCUCUGGAAGAUCUACUGACACGCACAGAACUCACCAUUCACACAGUUCGAGGCAUUCGUCCAGUGGUCUAAGCGUCGCUUUUGCUAGAAGGAGGGAAUAUACUUAACAAUUCUUUAGUGCAGUGAUUUCGACAGCUUCUUUGUGAUUAUUUUUUUAUUGAACAGAUAUAUUAUCAAUAAUAUACAUUGUUAUUGCUGUUUAAAAUUUGUUACCUAUUAAGUAAUACUAUAGAUAGUAGGUAGUGAUAUUAAUUGUUUAAUAUAAGUAACACUUCCAUAUUAAAUUUGUCAUGACUAGCAAUAUAGAGUUAUGCAGUAAAAUGUUACAAUGCCUUUUGUGAAAUAAUUAGUAUCUUUCAUAUUCGUAGGUCUUAGAUUGAUUUAAUGUUAAAAUUUAGUGAUUUUAUUGAAAAGUAUAUUUAAAAUAUGACUGCCUACUUUCUUCUGCAGUCCUACUAUUUUUAUAAGAAAAUAAGCUCUUUGAUAUAUAUUAAUAUAACAAAACGAGAAUCAUAGCUGCGUCUCACUCAUUCAAUGUAUUCCUAACAUAAUUUUCAGAAAGAUGUAUAAUUUGAAGUAAACUUUAUCGCUUGUCAUGUUCAAAUGAAUACGAAGCAUUCGUAACGCAAACACAUUUCUGGAAAUAAUUGACAAUUUAUGAGCCCCAGCUAAUGUACUACAUAAACCAUUAUAGAAAAUGAGAGAGUAUAAAAUAUGUGACCUUUGAAAUAAUUACUUUCUUUUCAGCUCCACACAGGCUCAGAGAUUUAUUUACUUCUUUUGUUUUACGACGAAAGUGUUCCGCGACGCGAAAACAUAAUAUUUUAGUUCCAUUUCUAUUAUUAUUAAUAUUAGAUAAAAUAUUUCAAGGCUAUAAUCUUAUUUAUUUUAUCGCAAGCUCUUUUUUCUGUGGAGGUUUCCACUCAAAUAAGUAUUCCAAAUUACCUCAUUUUUAUUAGUUAAUUGUGGUUUUUAACGUAAGAAACGAUAAGUAGAAUCUACUGGAUGCUGUUGUUAUUGCAAAACUUACUUCUUUAAUAUAUUAAAAUAUAAUAUUGACCAAAUAGCAAAUUAUUAUAUAUUUAACUUCUGUUUACAACAUUCCUAA
This is a messenger RNA of Zerene cesonia (dogface butterfly), 3872 nucleotides long. RefSeq names its product glutamate receptor ionotropic, kainate 3-like. The coding region runs from base 151 to 2871 and encodes 906 amino acids. Gene Ontology annotation, cellular component: postsynaptic membrane; plasma membrane. Gene Ontology annotation, molecular function: transmitter-gated monoatomic ion channel activity involved in regulation of postsynaptic membrane potential; glutamate-gated receptor activity. The record is from RefSeq and is a predicted model, not a curated record. The transcript has 17 exons. Gene Ontology annotation, biological process: monoatomic ion transport; modulation of chemical synaptic transmission; synaptic transmission, glutamatergic. Lineage: Eukaryota; Metazoa; Arthropoda; Insecta; Lepidoptera; Pieridae.